Molecule: messenger RNA, 850 nt
Organism: Maniola jurtina (meadow brown)
Lineage: Eukaryota; Metazoa; Arthropoda; Insecta; Lepidoptera; Nymphalidae
Exons: 5
Coding region: 12-788 (258 amino acids)
Source: RefSeq, a predicted model, not a curated record
AUCGCUCUUGUAUGGACGUUGCUACAUCCCAUUUUGAGCGUACAUUCCAAGUUGCGUUGAAGUUACGAAUACGAUGUGCUUGUGUUUACGUUUUUAAAGGUGCUACUUAUAGGACGAACAAAAUGUUUUUCUUAAUAAUUGCAGUUGUAUUUAUUGCAAAUGGAGGUGGUGCUCAACUAAGCGAAGAUAAUUGCGAUGCGAGCCAGCUGAAGAUAUGCGUGGAAUCCACACCACGAACACCUGUCGGAUUACCGCGCACUAAGCAAGAACUCGAUGCUCACUGCCUAGCAUACCAAACCGGCAUGGCGUGUAUGGAUGCCUGGAUCAAGCGAUGUUUGCCCACCGAUGGGCAAAAGCUUGUGCAGCAGCAGAUCGGAGGCGCGAGGGCACUCAUGCGUUACCUCUGUACCAACGAUACGGCUUUACGUAGAGACUUUCUGAAGGAGCCAACGUGCUGGGCAGUGGUGUCGCCGGACUGGUCGCGCUGCGUGGACGAGCUGCAGCUGGCUGUGCGGGACAUUUCCGAGCGCUCGCACCAAAUUGUUUACUUCAAUAAGAAUACCGAAUUGUGCUGUGCUCGUGACGAAUUUGUGUCGUGCGUGGCGUUGGCUGGGCGCGCUUGCUCCAAGGCGGCGGGCAACCUGCUGCGAAGCAUGGCGUGGGUGCUGGCGCAGGACGUGGCGGCGUGCAGCACGCAGCCGAGGGUACACUGCGCGGCACCCCUUCCACCUUUCGCAGCACCAAUUCUGAUCAUGCUCUCCGGUGCUUUACCUUAUCCUUUGCGAUAAGUAUAAAACUUCCCAGCUACCUUUUUAUCCGACUACGGCAUAACCGAAAGGAAGGGUUAUGA